Messenger RNA from Phymastichus coffea, 3590 nucleotides. RefSeq names its product vacuolar protein sorting-associated protein 18 homolog (gene dor). Bases 295 to 3309 code for a protein of 1004 amino acids. Gene Ontology annotation, biological process: lysosome organization; endosome organization; organelle fusion. Gene Ontology annotation, cellular component: endosome; HOPS complex. The record is from RefSeq and is a predicted model, not a curated record. The transcript has 18 exons. Lineage: Eukaryota; Metazoa; Arthropoda; Insecta; Hymenoptera; Eulophidae. Gene Ontology annotation, molecular function: protein-macromolecule adaptor activity.
GUUACGCCCCGUCUCUUGUUUUUUACUGCUAUUGCAGACAAAUAGUGCAAUAAUUAUAAUGAUUACUAUUAUUUAAUUUAUUGAAAAAGUGACCUUCACAGUUAUUUAAUUGAUUGAAAAAGUGAUGUUUUCCGAUAAUCUGCGUUCUCUCAAAAAACUAGUCUACCCAAAAAUAUUGCCUAAUGAUAUUGAAUAAAGUUACAACUUUUAGAUAAUACAACUAAUAAAUGAGAAUAGAUUAGGAUGUAAUUUUUGUCUAAACAAGAGUGAAAUUUUAUAGCAAACGAUAAAAAAAUGACAUCUGUGUUUGAUCAGUUUGAGCAGGCCUCUCAGCGAUCAAAACAGAUUGCACCACCACCCAUCCGACCUGAUAUUAGUACAACAGGUUUCAUACAAAUGAAACUGCAAGAUGAAGUUCCAAUCUUCAUCAAACAAAAGGUUAAUUUUAUGCCUCCUGAAAAAAUACUACACAUGUGUGUAAGCAGUAAUUUUAUUGUUAUAGCUAUGGCUAAUAAUAUUUUACUCAGGAUUGAUAUGAAGUUUCCUGAUAAACCUGAAGAAAUUGAAAUAGCAAAGUUUAUUGGAAAUUUAAGACUGUCUCAGUUGUUUCUUGAUCCUCUGGGUCAACAUUUAUUGAUUACAACUAUACCAAAACAAGGCGAUAAUAACUCACUAGCAGAACUGUUUUAUUUACACAGGAAAUCAACAAAACUGAAACAGGCUUCAAAAUUUCGUGGCCAUGAAAUAACAGCUGUUGGUUGGAAUUUUGCAAACACAUCAGAAACUACUUCAGGUCCCAUAUUGCUUGGUACCUCAAAGGGCCUUAUUUUUGAAACUGAAAUUGGCUUGGAAGGAGAUAAAAUAUUUACUACAAGCUUAGAACAAUAUUGGAGACAGCUCCCAAAUUACUUACCUCUUUAUGGCAAUAAAGAAUUGGAGGGAUUGGUAUUUGAUAUUGGAAAAGAUAGUAAACCUCCAAUUACUGGUUUGGAGUUUAGAAGAAUACCCAACACCGAUAAAUAUGUUAUUAUUUUGACAACACUUAUUCGCAUUUAUCAGUAUAUGGGAGUUAUAACAAACCAUGAUGAAAAACCUCUACUGCAGCAAGUAUUUACCAAGUAUUUGAAUAUCAAAGAGCGCUUCAACCAGUUAGAAAGUUCAUUGCCAUAUUCUAAAAUGCAAUUCUAUUAUUCUUCGCCACAGGAAUUUCCAAAGACUUUUAGCUGGCUAACAGAAACUGGGAUUUUGAUUGCUCAGGUGGAUUCGAAAGUAGACCCAGAAAACGUAUUAAUCAACCAACAAAUGCUACCUUGUCCUGAAACUAGCCUUCUCACCAGUAGUAUAUCAUCAAAAAAAACGCUUGCUCCAAUAUCGUUUGUUCUCACCGAAUUUCACGUGCUUCUUUUGUACAGCGAUCACGUGAAAGGCGUCUCGUUGCUUAACCAAGAACUCAUUUUUGAAGAUGUAUACAACGACGCAUUUGGUAAAUUAGUAAACAUCAUAAAAGAUCCGACGACGGGUUCGAUUUGGGCGUUUAGCGAACGAGCAGUUUUCAAAUACAAAGUGACGCGAGAAGACAAGAAUGUUUGGGAGGUAUACAUUGAAAAAGGGGAGUUCGAGCUUGCCAAGCAAUAUUGCAAAGAUAAUCCUGCUCACGUGGAUCAGGUUCUCGUAAAGCAGGCUGAGAUGUUAUUCAAGAAUAAAAAUUAUGAAAGAAGUGCACUUAUAUACGCUGAAACACAUUCGUCUUUCGAGGAAAUUUCCUUAAAAUUUUUGCAAGAAAAUCAGAUAGAAGCAUUGAAAACAUUUCUUAAGAAGAAACUGGAUGGACUGAAACCGCAAGACAAAACGCAAAUUACAAUGAUAGUAAUCUGGAUUGUGGAGCUUUUUAUGCAUCAAAUGGGUGCCAUGCGUGGCAGUGACACUUCUUAUUUACAAAAUCCACGUUACAUAGAACUUCAAAAACAACUCGAUAGUUUCUUGGCAACAAAAAAAGUCGACGAUUGCGUGAGAAAGAAUCGUACGACAAUCUGCAACAUAAUGGCUAGUCAUGGUGACAAAGAAAACUUGCUUCGUUUGACAAUCAUGAGCAAGAAUUAUGAGGAAGUGAUACGUCAACAUCUCUACAAGAACAACAAUCUUAAGGCGUUAGAAGUUCUCAAGAGUCAAGCGAAUAAGGAAUUAUUCUAUCAAUUCGCUGCAAUUCUUCUUCAAGAAUUACCGAAACCAACAGUCGCGGCGCUCAUAUCACAAGGUUCAGCAUUGAAACCAUCCAGACUGUUGCCGGCUUUGGUGUCGUGCAAAUGCGAUGAGAAACAUGCGAGAGAAAUCAUUAGGUACCUGGAGCACUGUAUCUAUGAGCAGAGUUGCCAAGAACAAGCCAUACAUAAUUUUUUACUCUCCCUCUACGCUCGAUAUAAAAAGGAUGAAGUACUACGCUACAUUAAUUCUCAAGGUCAAGACAUCGGUAUGGUUCACUAUGACGUGCACUACGCUUUGCGUCUCUGUCAAGAGUCUAAACUGACCGAAGCUUGCGUUCAGUUGUCAGCGUUGUUAGGCCUCUGGACAACAGCAGUUGAUUUGGCCUUAACUAUCAGCGUUGAUUUAGCUAAACAAAUAGCAGCGAUGCCAUCGCAUCACGGUAACGACGAACUGCGAAAGAAGCUCUGGUUGAGGAUUGCCGAGCAUGUGGUUCGCGAGAAGGAUGAUAUACAGCAGGCUAUGGAAUUUUUGCAACAGUGCGAUCUUGUUAGGAUCGAGGAUAUAUUACCGUUUUUCUCAGAUUUUGUGACGAUUGAUCAUUUCAAGGAAGCUAUUUGCAAUUCUCUGCAGGAAUACAAUCGUCACAUUCAAGAUUUGAAAGAGGAGAUGCAAGAGGCGACGAAAGCUGCAGAGAUUAUUAGGAAAGAUAUACAGGCCUUUCGUUCGCGCUGCACCUUCGUUCACGCGAAAGACACUUGCAAUUGCUGUACAGUUCAACUACUCGUUCGUCCAUUUUAUGUAUUCCCAUGUGGGCAUCGUUUUCAUAGUGAUUGUCUAGUCGCGGCACUUACUCCAAUGCUGUCACUCGAGAGGCAAACUCGAUUAGCUGAAUUGCAACAUCAAUUGACUCUUGCUACAGAUCCUCAACGUCAAACGAUUGAAGGUAGCACUUCUACGUCGAUGUCUAAUAAGGAACAAAUUAAAGCUGAUAUCGACGAUCUUGUCGCUUCUGAGUGUCUUUAUUGCGGCGAGCUUAUGAUCGAAUCAAUCGACAAGCCUUUUAUAGAAGAAGGAGAUUACGAGCAAGUGAUGAAGGAUUGGGCAUGAAAUUAAUAAUUGAUCUACUUAAAAAAAUAUAAAUAAUGUUAGAGAAUGAACAUAUAAAAAAGUUUUUGUACUUUUGUUAUACCUAUACCUUCAUGUAUUUACAGUUGUGAUAGAUGCACAUAAAUAUUGCAUGAUCUAUAUAUAUAGCGAAAUAAUUUGUAUAUAAUGAAGAAAAAUAAAUUUAACUUAUGUAAUUUAAUGAUAACAUGCUAGGCUAUCUAUUAGAAAAUUUAAUUUAAUUUUUUUAUAGACACUGUGCUAUCGUAUGUGCAAUAUAUAUA